This is a messenger RNA of Triplophysa rosa, 4009 nucleotides long. RefSeq lists its product as uncharacterized. The record is from RefSeq and is a predicted model, not a curated record. Bases 1914 to 3185 code for a protein of 423 amino acids. Lineage: Eukaryota; Metazoa; Chordata; Actinopteri; Cypriniformes; Nemacheilidae. The transcript is spliced from 12 exons.
UUUAGUAUAUUGUUUAAAUGUUUCUUAAACUGUUCUUUUGGUCUUGUCUAUUCGUGAAAUAAUCCGAUGUUGAAGACUAGCUCUGUAGCAGAGGUCUAACUCAUGUUUGCCCUCUAACGUUGCCUGUGUUUAAAUGUGAAGAGUUUACAUAUCUUACUGUAUUGUGAAGUCAUUCAUUUCAAGUUUGCAAUAGAUACAUUUUCAGUCGAGAUUUUUGUUUUUAUAAAUCAUUUAGAAGAGAAAGUAUAUUGUUGAAGGAAAAAGACCAUGUCACUUGCUUUACUCAGCUGUACGUUUAAUGCAGCCUCUGUUCAAGUGAAUGGUGUGUAAGGAAGUUAGGCUACCUCACUCACAUUUAUAUGGAAUUCAAUAAAAAAAGGAAAACAACUGUUGGCUCUCGUUGAAAACUAGGUGAAUUUUGGACCACAUGGGCUGUAUUACAGAACAACUGAAAAUCAUAUGGUGACCAUUUUGUAACAAAAGUUCUCAGAUCUUCACCUGACAUGUGAUGCACUAAUAUACGGCGCACGUCCUCCGUGCUAAAUUGUCCCCAUGCUGGUUCGAACGUAAUCGCUUAGGAUUUUUUAUCACCAUUUAAAGAAUUAUAACUGUUUAAUUAAACUGAUGGCUUAAUAAAAGACGCCACAGUGAAACAUUACGUAUGCUGUAGUAACGUUACAAUAAGGUUGUAUUUGUUAACAUGUUUUGGCUAACACUAGUAAUACACCGUCGUUAUACAUUUGUCCCAAUACAGUUAUGCCUAUUGGUUCACUCUGCAUUUACUAUAUUACUUAUGAUAUAAAAAAUGAAUUGGUCAAUAGAUAAAAGCCUUAGAAGUAUUGUUUAUUGUUAGAUCAUUGGUAACAGCAUUAAUUGAUGUUAAUAACGUUUAUCGUUAUUGAGUUUCUCGUGUUUUUUGCCGUUGCGAGCUGAAAUCACGAUUGUCUUCCUCUUCUGUAGCGCAGAUUUUAUUCCUCCAAAUUGAACUCUUGCAUAUUUAACAUUUUCUGCCAUCUAGCGGUCUGACGGGACGGCGCAUUAAAAACGUAUUCCUUUUCAAAACAUCUUUGAUAUGACGAACACAUUUUUUUAGAAUGUUCCCUUCCAAUAUUUUUUUACCGUAUGCGACCCUGAGCUAAAAACCCAGGCUAAACUCUUAAAAUCUAAUUUUGAGAUAACGAGCAUCAAAGUUUGAUUUCAAAAAUUCACAAUCAUUUCAACCUGUGGCAUGGCCUUAUUCAGUCAAUAUUAAAUAUAUCAAGGUUAUGUUGUAUCAAAAAUUUCUUUACAUGAUUUUAUGUAGAAAACAGUAAAUCACAGACUGUCGCACAUGUCAACUGUGUACCUUAUAAAGCCAUUUUUUAAAAGUCAGUCUGGUUUUCUUAAGGUUUUCUUGUUAAAGCUGACCUGUGAUUGUCUAAUGUUCAGUAUGUAACUGGUCUGAAAUAGUUUUGUGUUUCUUCACAAUGGCACAAACAAGAUCCUUCACUGGAUCUCUUUGUAGAAAAGGAAAUGCCAUGGGGUAAAUGCAACCGUGCAUCCCGUCAUUGUUUUGAAACACACCUGCCAUUCAGAACACAACAGGUCAGUGUUGGUUUCUCAGGCUGCCCCCUCUGCAAUAUCAUCUGUGACUCUAUUGUCCAGUUCACCUCCUCUAUCCAGAUGAGUGGUCUGCACCGCUAUAAAACCUCAAAAACACAUGAAUGGUUCAAAAGGACAUCACAUUCAAUAUGAAGCUGUAAGUACCUGUCUCUUGCUUGUUUUUAGCUCAAGAUUUCUUUAGUCAGCGUAUUCCACUGUGGAAUAAAAAUAUGUUACUAGUGUGAAAUUAGGCAUUAAUGUUUUGGUUUUACGACUGCUGUUGUAAAAUGAAUGGUGUUUGAAUGAUGAGAGAGACAGAUCGACAAUGUUAAAUGUGUGUGUGUUUCAUUUACAAUGAUAUUUGGAAAAGGUUUAUGUCAUUUUCCCUCUCUUUCAUCUGGUGGCUCAGAAUUACCAGCAUCCUGACCGUUCUAGUCUUUGUGAAUGCUGUGUAUUCAGCAGCAAUGAGAGAAGGGAGUGAAGAUUUGUUGCGUUUCCUCGAUGACGCUUUUCAAAUGAAUCUGCCUGCUGACAACCUCGAACCAACUCAGAUCACAGAAGCAGCUCUGCAGACAGAAAAGAUCCUGUAUCCUACAGAUCCAACAGCAGAAUGUAAAGCCCCAGAAAUAGUUGAUGUUGCUGAGUUUUCCAACACCACUCCCAAACCAAACUCGGCUGAAAAUACAGGCAUUGCUGAAGAGAGCUCCACUGAGAGCAGCAACUCAGACAGUGGAUUAACUGAAAGAACAUCAGCAGAGGACAGCAGAGAUGUUGAAAGCUACAAGAGGUCACAGCAAAAAUCCAAAUUUACAGACGCCCAGAAAACAUUACAGGAACAGUAUAUAAACUCAGGAGAGAGUGUCAGCAUAGACACAACUGACAUGGACACUGAAGUGAUGAAGGACACAAACAAGCAUCCCAGUAAAGUGACAGUGAUGACAGACAUCAGUAGUGAGGAAGUGGACAAACCUGAGGAGAAUGUGAGAUACCGAAGCCUUAAAACAAUAGAAAACUACAGUGCUGAGGUGACCGGUGCUCCUGAGAGACAAAAAUUGGACUUGAUGAAAGAAACCCAUCCCAUAAUUCAGAGCUUGGCUGGUCGAACAAACCUCAAAGACCAGUCUGGCCAACCCCAUGAAACUGACAAACAGCAGCAGAAGACUUACAAGAGGGCAGUAGAUUUUGACAGUCCAGAGAUUGUGGACACCCCUGACAGACAGAUCUAUGAUGCUGCUAGUGAAGAACAAAUUGGCGGAAGAGUGGCUAGACGAACAGUCAGAAUCAUCUCAGAUCAAUCCAGCAUUAAAACCACUCUGUUGAGCAAUAACCUGACAACCAGAACUGCCGAAAAAGAGGAAUCAAAUCCCAGUUUGAUCAAAGCUAAUUUAACCUUGGUGGACAACAGCACAGAAAUCUCGGGUCUGAAUCCAUGUACUGAAAUAUCUGUUGGAAGUCCCACAGAGGAGAACAACAGUUUGGAUCCCUCUAAGGAGGAACAGAAGAUCCAAAAGGACACAAUGAGCUAUCGGAACCAGCUGAGGAAAAUAUGUCCUGGUAAAAAGAGUAAGAACAUUGAAAAACCAAAGAGAACAGCUGGAUUUUGAUGGUUUCUGGACAACAGUAGUAGUGAGAGACUGAAGGAACAUGUGCCAGUUAUUGUGUAGAAAAUAUUUUUGUAGACUAGUUACUUGCUUUUAGAUUGUGUCAGUGUGUAAUUUCAAUUUUAGCGUGUCUUUGUUGGUUUGUUUGUUUGACAUUGGAUUGAAAUAAAUAAUCAAGUAAUCUGUCUUGUUAUGCAGUGCCAAUAAAAUUUUUUAUCUGAGAUAAUUGGUCUUGUUUUGUGAAAAAGAUCAUUUAAGGCUAAAAUACACUACAAGACUGUUGCUCAGAUUUUGCCCAGAUUUUAAGUCUGGACUGUGCCAGUCUGCAGAUUUCAUCAGUUAUUGUGUUUCUGUCUGAAACUUUCAAAAAGUCUGCAAGUGUAUGAUGUCUAGUUUUUAAAAAAAUCUGUUCAGAUUUUAAAAGUCCUGUAGUGUAUUCCAGCCAUAAGUGUAUGAAAUUUAGCAGCAUCUAGUGGUGAGGUUGCGAAUUUCAACCAACGGCUUCCCCUGCCUUUUGAAGCACUAAUGUAGCUGAUACAUGUCAAAGGUGUCCUCAUGUUGUCCACACGUCUUAAACGUGUUUCAAAAUAUCAGCCAAUGUAAGAAAAAUAAACUUGUAUGAAGUUUUAUCUGUUUAUUAAAUAGGCUACUUAAACGUACAUUUUUCUUACAUUGGCUGAUAUUUUAAGGCAUUUUAACUGUAUUUUUAUAUUUUCUUUCAGAAAAUGCGUGUUAAUGUCAGAGGUCACUUUCCUUGGCAAAUAAAUGUACAGUAUAUUGAUUUAAGAGUAUUUUGUCUACAUAUUUGUACUGUAAAAUCAAACAAA